UAAACUUCGAUAAAGCAUUAUAUCCCUGAUUACAAAUACAGUGGAACUUCCUCCGAAUAAGAAUUGAUUUAGAAAAAGAUAAAAUGCGAAUUAAGCUGUUGCUGCCAAUAUUACAUGUUGUUUGUGACUAUAACUUGGAUGGCAAAAUUAUGCUGAUGCCUAUAACUGGUUCAGGUUUAAGUACCUCAAACUAUACUAAUAUUGACGCAACUGUGACACUUCGAGUGGAAAAAAUAAAAAAAAAUGAUAACAUAUACUACAAUGUCAAGGAUUUUUAUAUAAAUUUUGAUAUAGCAGAAGCCAAUAUACGAUUUGAAGAUUUAUUCAAUGGGGAUCAAGAUUUAGGUGAAGCAAUGAAUUUGUUCUUGAAUGACAAUUGGAAACAAAUUGCAAACGAAAUCAAACCAGUAUUAGAAGACAACAUUGCCAUGAUAUUGAAAAAAUUCGCCAACAAGAUAUUCCACAAAUAUCCCAGGAAUAUAUUACUUCCCAAAUAAUAAAUUAUUCUUCAAACUGUGAUAAGAAAUUAAUAAUUUUUUCUCAAUAAACAUAUUUAGAUCCUCA
Messenger RNA from Diorhabda carinulata, 564 nucleotides. Its product is annotated as protein takeout-like. The record is from RefSeq and is a predicted model, not a curated record. Lineage: Eukaryota; Metazoa; Arthropoda; Insecta; Coleoptera; Chrysomelidae. Bases 84 to 497 code for a protein of 137 amino acids. The transcript is spliced from 4 exons.